AUGCUUAGUAUUUGCGAAGAUGUUCCGUUGGAAAGUAUUGAGAGGAGGCAUGGAAGCCCGGCCGCGGAGCUGGAGCAAUUGAGCCAGGCCACCGUUGCCAUCUUGCAACACCUUUCUGCUUUGAAUGUUCAGUUUCCAGCUGAAGUGCCAGAGACUUGGACCACUGCGAUGGAACAACUGCAAAGCAUCAGAUGGCCAGACCGUUUGUCUGGAUUACAGUGCAGUAGUUUGCUGGCUGUGUUGUUGGAGAAUCGGCCGCUACAGCGCAGAGGUUGGUGGCAGUUGGUGGAUUGCUGGGAUCGCGCAGAUCCAGUGGAUGUAGCAGAGCGACUGUGGAGCCUGGCCACAUGUCAUCAAGCUGGACCAGCAGUGGAGCCAGACAGUGGCUUCCAGGAUCGAGAAGAUGUUUUGGAGGUGGGUCGGCAGAAAGCGUGGGACUUUUGCAAGGUUUAUGUGGACGUUUGGUUCGGAGAAACAGCGGUCUUGGGCGCACUGAAGCACAAGCACAAGAGUCGUGGAUAUGAUGAGGCAGACAAACUCUUGUUGCGCACUUUGACGCGGCGCUAUGGCUGGGAAAGACAUCUGGACGAGAGCACAUCGUGCACGUGGAUGGAAACCUUUGAAGCAGUCAAGAAGGCAGAGGAUUGGUCUCGUUUUGCUUG
This is a messenger RNA of Durusdinium trenchii, 662 nucleotides long. NCBI's taxonomy places the organism in Eukaryota, Dinophyceae, Suessiales, Symbiodiniaceae. The record is from the annotation of a GenBank genome assembly.